Molecule: messenger RNA, 1924 nt
Organism: Phlebotomus papatasi
Lineage: Eukaryota; Metazoa; Arthropoda; Insecta; Diptera; Psychodidae
Gene: hgo
Product: homogentisate 1,2-dioxygenase
Exons: 4
Coding region: 332-1654 (440 amino acids)
Biological process (GO): L-phenylalanine catabolic process
Cellular component (GO): cytoplasm
Molecular function (GO): homogentisate 1,2-dioxygenase activity
Source: RefSeq, a predicted model, not a curated record
AACGCAGAAAAUAUCAUUGGUUUGUGGCUCCAAGUAUCACAGCAUACCUUCCUGAUCGCCAGGUGAUCGACGUGCAACGAUGAUCGUGGCUUGGAGACAAACUUGUUCUGGAGCAACAACAAGGUUUGUUUUUCUCGUCUCGUGGCAUUAUUAGUUAAAUCUCUGAUUAAAUAUUCAAAAGAUUCAGAAGCAAAACCAGGGAAUUUCGUCGAAAAGGCAGCAGUUUUGUCGCACAAGUGAACAAGAACAGAUCUCCUCCUGGGAAAUUCCUCUCAAAUCUCUUGCUAUUUGCCCCAAGUGAAUAAGUGAAAAGUUUAUCAGUUUGCAGAACAUGGCAUUGGAUUAUAAGGUGAUGAAAUACUUAACGGGAUUUGGAUCCCAUUUCGCAACUGAAGAUCCUCGUUGUCCUGAUACCUUGCCAGUUGGUCAGAAUUCCCCGCAGAAAUGUGCUCGGGGUCUCUAUGCCGAACAACUCUCAGGAUCAGCCUUUACAGCUCCUCGCACAGAAAAUACCCGUUCCUGGCUCUACCGAAUUCGUCCAUCUGUCGUCCAUACGCCAUUCACCAGGUACAAUGGAGCACCUCACUUUCACGACAACUGGUCCGAACAACCACCAGAUCCUAACCAGAUGCGCUGGAACCCCUUCGAUGUACCUCUGACCGGUACUGUUGAUUUUGUCGAUGGAUUUCACACAAUUUGCGGAGCCGGAGACGCCCGAGGGCGUCACGGUGUUGCGGUUCAUGUUUACUUGUGCAACGCUCCCAUGGUGAAUCGAGCGUUCUACAACAGCGACGGAGACUUUCUGAUUGUGCCUCAACAAGGAAGUCUGGACAUUGUAACGGAAUUUGGGCGCAUUCACGUGGAACCCAAUGAAAUCGUAGUGAUUCAGCAGGGUAUGCGUUUUUCAGUGUCCGUUACAGGACCCACCCGUGGUUACAUCCUCGAAGUCUACGACAACCAUUUUCGACUACCAGAUCUAGGCCCUAUUGGGGCAAACGGACUAGCUAACCCAAGGGAUUUUAAAACACCCGUUGCCUGGUUUGAGGAUCGCGAAGUGGAUUCCUUCAAGAUCAUCUCAAAAUUCCAGGGAGCUCUCUUUGUAGCAACACAGAAACAUAGUCCAUUCGAUGUUGUGGCCUGGCAUGGAAACUACGCUCCUUACAAAUACAGUUUGGCCGAUUUUAUGGUCAUAAAUUCGGUCAGCUUUGAUCAUUGCGAUCCUAGCAUUUUCACCGUUCUUACGUGCCCCAGUUCAAAACCCGGAACAGCCAUUGCAGACUUUGUUAUCUUCCCUCCAAGAUGGUCAGUUCAGGAACACACAUUCAGGCCACCAUACUAUCACAGAAACUGCAUGAGUGAAUUUAUGGGAUUGAUUUUUGGAUCUUAUGAAGCAAAGGAAGGAGGCUUUCGUCCCGGAGGCGCUUCGCUACACUCCAUGAUGACCCCCCAUGGUCCCGACAAAAAUUGCUUCGAAGGAGCAUCUAAUGCUAAGCUUCAGCCACAAAGAGUAGCCGACGGCACCCAAUCAUUUAUGUUUGAAUCAUCAUUGAGCAUGGCAGUGACCAAAUGGGGAGCUGAAACUUGCCAGAAACUCGAUGCAAAGUACUACGAGUGCUGGCAGGCGCUCGAGAAACAUUUUAAAAUCAGCGAUUAGGUUUCACGUUGAAGAAUCCUGCAGGAUUCUUAACCAGAAAUAUAUUUUAUACAACACGGUGAAGGGAUAAUUUUAAUAUAAGAAAAUUAAAGUACACUUAUGAAGAAAAAGAGGUGACUUAUUACUUUAUUAUAAGCAUUUACUUUGAAAUUUGAGGUUAUAUUGAACAUAACCUUAAAAAAAAUUAUUGAAAAGUUGAUGAAAAUAAAAUAAGAGCCAUAAUCUUCAUUAAUUUGUUAAUUUGGUAAAUAAAGAGAGAGAUUUAAAAUA